AAAAAUAUGUAGAAGCAUUUACAGCUCCCUUUGAAUUAUUAACAGAUCUUUUGUUGUAUUCUUCUUUUUUAAGAAAAGAUUCAGCAACAUUGAAAAUUGAAGAUGAGGGAGGAUAUAUUUAUGGUGAAUACCACAGAACUGCAGAAUAUAACCUGAAAAAUUGUAAAAUCCAUGAAAUAUCGAUCCUAAGGGACUUCAAAGAUUACGCAGAUAUUACUUUAACAAAUAAUGAAUCAUUUACUGAAAGGCUUGAUGAUGUAGAUUGUCCUGUAUGCUAUUUUGAACCAAAAAAUCCAGUACGCAUAGCAGAUUGUACUCAUUUGAUGUGUCAGAAUUGUUUAUAUGAUAUGAUUGGACAUAAUAAGUUGUUUUGCCCAUUAUGUAAAACUCCUGCUUUGAAGACUUAUCUCAAACAAAAUGUAUUUUACGAUACUCAAGUAAAAAAUCGCAAGAAGAUUAUGAAAGAAAUAUUUUUAAAAUAUCUUUACUACCUUAACAAAUUUGAUUAUUCAAUGCAAUUUGAUAGAUCUGUGACGACAGAAGAAGAAAAGACCAAACUUAUGUGUCAUCAUUUCAAUCGUUACGAUGUGAGGUGUAAAAUAAUUGCGAUGAUAAGAUCUACUGAUUAUUCAGUUAAAACGUAUAGAUUCUAUCCAAUCUGUAUUAAAAAUCAGUGCAUUAUUCGGCCACAAAACUACGAUUCCUUUUAUCCUACAAUAACAGAAGCAAUCGGAAACGGCCCUUUGGUUUUUCAACAAUUGGAAGAUAAAUCAUAUAAAACAUUUGUUAAAAAUAAAGAUGGCUAUGAAGUGAUGAUCGAUUGGAUUCCUGAAAUUGAUUAAUUUUUUAGAAUUAAUGUCAUUAUAUCAGAAUGAGGAUAUUAAAAUAUUGAUAUAAUUGAAAAGUUUCGUGUAAUCAUUUUUCUAGUUUAAUAAAGUUUCUCAUUCUGUUAUUUUACUGUUAAAAAUGAUCGUUAAUUAUUUUCUUUCCUAACUUUAUCUUACUUAAGUAAAUAUUUUAUUAUUAUUAUUAUUUAAAUAAUGAAUAUUGUA
This is a messenger RNA of Daktulosphaira vitifoliae (grape phylloxera), 1052 nucleotides long. RefSeq lists its product as uncharacterized. The transcript is spliced from 11 exons. The record is from RefSeq and is a predicted model, not a curated record. NCBI's taxonomy places the organism in Eukaryota, Metazoa, Arthropoda, Insecta, Hemiptera, Phylloxeridae. Bases 324 to 842 code for a protein of 172 amino acids.